AUGUCGCAAGACCCACUUAACACACCCAUUUUCUGUGGCAUGGACUAUGUCAAAACGUACGACAGAAACACUUUGGUUGCCGCCUAUAAGCUUCUUAACAUGUCGUACCAGAUCUUAUUGGAGAUGCAAACUACUGGUCCGAAGAGUGUUGCUGAGUUGAAGCAAAAAAUUGAGGAGAACACUGUGAAUUUGAACAAAGUGAUUCAAACAGCAUCUGAGGAGACCACAAACAAAAUCAAGCAGUUUGAUGAACAAGAAAAGUCCCUUCCAGACCUUCUCCAAAUGUUCGAAAUUGCCCAGAAGCAGAUUACAGAGAGCGUCUUGAGGCUGAAAGCGCAAGCAAAGGUUCAAAAAGAAGAGAACCAAAAACUGAAGGAGAUGUACAAAAAAGUUCAGUCCUCACAAGAAGAAGAAUUUGAAGGCCUCAGUGAAGAGGCGUCGAAACCACUUGAAGAGAGACUGGAGGUGUUGCAAAAGGAGAAAGAGAAGAUUGCCGAGGAGGUUGGUGGGUUAAAAGAACAGUCACAACACAAAGAGGAUUUGGCAAGGGUAGAGAGGGAGUUCAAACAAAUAAAAGAGAAGCUUGAAAAUGACACCAAAGAUGUCCAACAAAAAAUCAAUGACAAAAACGCUGAAAUCCAAAAAGUCCAAGGCGAUGUCGACAAAACCCAAACGGAAAUUAAAGCAAAAGAUGUUCAAAUCCAGAAACUCAACAGUGACAUGAUCCAAAAGGACAUCGAAAUCAAGAAGCUCAGAGCUGAAAUCGAGGGUAAAAUCGUCGACAGUUAUGCGCUUUAA
Messenger RNA from Entamoeba invadens IP1, 798 nucleotides. RefSeq lists its product as hypothetical. The record is from RefSeq and is a predicted model, not a curated record. The transcript has 2 exons. The coding region runs from base 1 to 798 and encodes 265 amino acids. NCBI's taxonomy places the organism in Eukaryota, Evosea, Mastigamoebida, Endamoebidae.